AGGGUGAGGUCAGGGCAGAGAGUGGGGGUGGUGCAGGAGUCAGGGCAGAGGGCAUAGGGAUGUAGGAGACUCAAGGAAGGGGACUAGCGGGAGCUUGGGGCUGGGAGUGCAGCCACGGUGCUGCCUAACCAUAGAGCCCCAGGCACAGAGCCCUGUGUGCAGGUCCUGUAUCUGGGACUCUGUGUGUGGGGCUGGAAGCAGAGCCCCUGACAUGGGUCCUGUAUCCAGGACCCUGGGUAUCCAUGGGUCCUUUCUCCAUAGGGAGAAGAGCCCCAGACAGGCAUGAAGUCAGGUGCAGAGCCCCAGGUGUGGGGCCAUUGGCAGCUGGCACCCCAUGUGAAAACAGCAGGUGCUGCAGCACCCUUUGUACCGUGGAGAUGUGAAUGGCUGACCAGAUAACUGAUGGAGAAUCCCAUGAGCCGUUUUUGUACCCAGUCAUGUGACAAUUUGGUAGUCGGUAUUGUGGAGGACAGUUUCCUGUAUUUUGCUUAUGGCAGUAACCUGUUGCAGGAGAGGAUCCGGCUUAAAAAUCCAUCUGCCGUUUUCUGUUUCAUAGCCAUUUUGCAGGAUUUUAAACUCAUUUUUGGCCAUCAUCAAGGCAAAGCAACUUCUUACUGGCAUGGAGGUGUAGCUACCAUUGUUCAAAGCCCUGGAGACGAAGUGUGGGGAGUAGUGUGGAAAAUGAACACUAGCCAUUUAAAUUCUCUGGAUAAGCAAGAAGGGGUUGAAGAUGGUUUUUAUGUUCCAAUAGAAGUUUCCGUUCGCACGCAAGAGGGAAAAGUGUUGACCUGUCGAAGCUAUCAGAUGACUGAUUACAUCUGUGAUCUCCCAUCACCACAGUAUAAAAAAGUCAUCUGCAUGGGUGCAAAACAGAAUGGCUUGCCAGCUGCCUAUCAGAAGAAAUUAGAAGCUAUAGAGACUAACAACUAUGCAGGGCCAGUGUCAAUCUUUGAAGAAAUUGAAGCUGCUAUUAUGGAGAAGGAAACAACAACUCAGUAGAAAAGUUCUUCCCAAAAUAUUUCCAUUUCCACUUCCUUGCCUGUGAUUUAUUUGUAUUGCUUAUAUUAUACAGGUGAUCAAAUUAGGUUAUCUCAGUGGUCCUUUCUGGUCUUGGAAUGUAUGGAUUUUUCAUUUUGAUUUAGGCAUUUUUUAGGCAUCUUUCUUCUUAAUAUGCUGAUUAGCAAUAAUUUCUUUGAUAAAGAAUGGUGAACUUGUCAUAUGCUGAUUAGCAAUAAUUUCUUUCUUUGAUAAAGAAUGGUGAACUUGUCAUGUUUUAAUUCAACAAGAUAUUGGAUUUGAUGUGCAAUUUAAGGCUCUGAUCUUGCAAAGAUCAGUGUACAUUAACUGUGUGUACCAUGUUUAAAGUUAAGUGCAUGUGUAAAUCUUUGCAAAGUUGA
Molecule: messenger RNA, 1397 nt
Organism: Pelodiscus sinensis (Chinese soft-shelled turtle)
Lineage: Eukaryota; Metazoa; Chordata; Testudines; Trionychidae
Gene: GGCT
Product: gamma-glutamylcyclotransferase
Molecular function (GO): gamma-glutamylcyclotransferase activity
Source: RefSeq, a predicted model, not a curated record